CAAUAUAAAUCCAAAUAAAAGUUGGAAAAUUAAGACAAAAUUACGCAUGAACCAACAUGAUUGUCACAUCUGGUGUGGAUAGCACUGUUUCCUUAGGCACUGUUGAGGUCACAACACUCUUGGGCGUAUUUUUUGGGGUACUAGUGCUAUUGCUCCUGCUUUUUCUGUACAUAAGUCGCAGAUGUUGUUUUCAUCACCGCCAUGGCAUCAAUUGCUGUGACGAGCGACACCUGGCGGCCAAAUGUGUGCAAAAGAUCACUCGAAAACGGCGUUAUGAGAACACUAGUUCCGAUUCCGAGGAGGAUAUGCUGCGCCGCCUGCGUUGGCAUCAGCAGAAUAACAACCUUUUGCCCAAUGGUCAAAAUGGUGGCAAUGGCAAAUUUGUUGGCUAUGGCAUGGGCAUCGAUCAAAUGAAUCCGCUGACAGGACUCGGACACACCUUCAAUUAUCAUCAUCAUCAUCAGGGUGACCUGCAAAGAGUCGUCACUGUGACCCGUGACCCUUUGGCCACUGCCGAGAGGGGCAAGGUCGGCAUACCAUCCUCGCACAGUGAGUGCAGCUCCAAUGAUUCCAUUGAGGCGUCUGUGGACAGUCACACGGGCAUUCUGACGGCAGGCGAAAGAGACAGCAGAGGUUUGUAUAAAUAAUUAAUUGACUCAAAUUCAAGUUGAUUCCGUGGAUUUACCAAUUAUUCACCAAUUACAGCUGGAACUGUGAGAAACAUUUACAACAAGUCACAACGUUACCAGCAUAAAGUUGACGUCUUGCCACAAAAGCUGGAAAAGGACAGGGAUAGCGUGGUCGUAGUGCCCAUUACAACAUUUAGUAAUAAUAACAAUACUAACAACAACAAUAAUAACAGCACUACAAAUAAUAAUAACAAUACCACAAACAACAACAACGAUGAUGAACCACUUUUUGAUACAAGCGACUUGCGUUCCAUAAAGUCGGAUGAUAUUCUCGUUACCGAUUCAAAGAUCACAGCUCCACGUGGACCUAUCGAGUUGGAGAUGUCAUUGCUCUACGAUGCUCCAAUGCGAAAGAUGACGGUGCAUGUGAUGCAGGCAAGAUGUCUGCCGCCUCUGGGAAAUGGUCAGCAGACGCACACACAGGUGCGUAUGUUAAUGCUGCCGAAUAAGAAGCAGAAGCACAAGACCAAGAUUCGGAGUGGUGAGAAUCCGCAGUAUAUGGAGAGCUUUCUGCUGCAUCGUGUCAAUCCCGAGGAUGUCAACAACAUGGGACUCCGUGUCCGUCUCUACGGCUGCGAACGUCUGCGCAAGGAACGCCUCAUUGGAGAGGCGUACGUGAGUUUUGCCACCGUCGAUUUGGAGCUGGAGACGAAUCUGUGGCUGCCGCUGGAGCCGCGUAAUACAUCAUCGCUAUUGGGCUCGACCAGCGAUCUGUUGAGCUUGGCCAGAUCGGACAGUGCCGGCUCCACAUCCUCCAUGCAACAUGGAGGCGUUUCGGAGCUGCUUCUCGGUCUGAGCUACAAUGGAGUCACGGGUCGACUGAGUGUCGAAAUCAUCAAGGGUAGCCAGUUUCGUAGUCUGACUUUAAAUAAGGCGCCCGACACAUAUGUGAAGAUGUGUAUGGUCAGCAGCAUUGGCCAGGAGAUUUCCAGGGCCAAAACAUCGAUACGUCGCGGUCCCAAUCCGCUGUUCAAGGAGACAUUUGCAUUCCAGGUGGCGCUGUUCCAGCUAAACGAUGUCACACUCAUGAUCUCCGUGUAUGCCAAACGGCAUAUGAAAAAGAAUGAGAUGGUCGGCUGGUUUAGCAUGGGAUUAAACUCAUCGGGGCCGGAGGAGUGUGCUCAUUGGACGGAUGUCUGUGAGAUGCCAAAGGGUGAGAUUCUGGCACGUUGGCAUGUCCUUGUGGAUUCCUGAUUCGAGCAGUUGGGACAGUCCUCAGGACGCAGCAGUAAAGCCUUUAAGAAACUAAGCUUUGCUGCGUUCAAGGACAGGUCCAAAGAGAAGACGCCCAAGGAGAAGGAUAGGGAUAAGGACAAGGAUAAGGAUUCAAAUGGCACUCAAUUUCCUGCCGACAAUGCGGUUGCAGUUGAUAUUGAUAUUGAGCCCGGCUUGGAGCUGGAUUUUGUCUAGAAUUGAUCUACAUUGGUCUAUUUUUUAUUGGAACACCAAUUGAUGUGUACUUUUUGCAUAAUCUGGAUAACUAUUUAACCAGAUUUCGAGCCCACUUGCGGGCUCAAAAAAAAAAACAAAAACUUUGUAAUUUGGAAGAAAAAAAAACAAAAAACAAAAAACAAAAUUUGGCACACACACAUUUUAUGAUAUUAAAAUGUGUGUAGAAAACUACAAAGAAAUACAAUUAACUAGUAUUAUUAAACUUUUAUACGCAAAAUGCAAAAUGCAUAACUUAUUACUCAAGUUUGAACUUUAUAAUUGUUUGUGAUAAAGCAUAUAUGAUAAUGGCUAAAAGAGAGAGAGAGAGAGAGGGAGACGUGGAAAAGGAGGACAUGUCAACAUUUUUGUAAUUAAUAUUUCUCUGCAAAACUCAACAAAAAAAGAAAAAAAAAACAUUUAACCGCAAAGGUUUUGAUGGUCCGUUCCCAAUGGACUAGCACUUUUUAUUACCAUAAAUAAGAAUUUCCAAAAUCAAAUAAUUAUUAGCAUUGUUAACCAUGUUUGGUCAGAAUAUUUGAAUGUGCAAAAUACGUUAAAUAAACGAACAAUAAACUU
Drosophila innubila is the source of this 2696-nucleotide messenger RNA. It is a transcript of the gene Syt14, whose product is annotated as synaptotagmin-14. The record is from RefSeq and is a predicted model, not a curated record. Lineage: Eukaryota; Metazoa; Arthropoda; Insecta; Diptera; Drosophilidae. The transcript has 6 exons.